Lagopus leucura (white-tailed ptarmigan) is the source of this 6031-nucleotide messenger RNA. It is a transcript of the gene PHRF1, whose product is annotated as PHD and ring finger domains 1. Lineage: Eukaryota; Metazoa; Chordata; Aves; Galliformes; Phasianidae. The record is from RefSeq and is a predicted model, not a curated record. Bases 139 to 5178 code for a protein of 1679 amino acids. The transcript is spliced from 18 exons.
GCAGCACUUCCGGCGUGCCGUCCGCUGCGCGGCCCGGCCUGGUGAUGUGAGCGCGGCUCGGCGCCGGAGACUUCUCCUUGCGUGAGUGCCGGCACUGGGGCCUGUAGACGGCAGGGAGUGGAUCUCCAAUGUCCUGCCAUGGAUGAUGAUAGCCAGGAUGAACUGAUAAACAAGAAUGCCGCACUAGGCAAGGGCAGAAGGCAAAGUCUAGCAUUCCUCAGUGAAACAGAAAGCAAUGGUGGAAACAGUUGUGAGUCAGAAGGUGAUACUGGAAGUGAGGAGGAAGAAGAUGACACUGAGGAAGAGGGAGGUGAGGAGGACAAGGAAGAAAGUGAAGAUGAAGAAUUAGAAGACUGUGAAGAUGAUGAUGAAGAGGAAGAAGAGGAAGAAGCUGAGGCUGCUGUGGAGGGAAUGGCCAGUCCUCUCAAAUUAAAGCCACACAUGAAUGGAGUGAACAUCUCCUCUGAUGAGGAUGGUGAAAACUGCCCUAUUUGCCUCAACACGUUUAGGGAUCAGGCUGUAGGGACUCCUGAGAACUGUUCCCAUUACUUCUGCUUGGACUGCAUAGUGGAGUGGUCAAAGAAUGCAAACUCUUGUCCAGUGGAUCGAAUCCUCUUUAAGUACAUCAGCAUUCGGGCACAUUUUGGUGGUAAAGUCUUAAAAAAGAUUCCUGUUGAGAACACAAAAACUCAGGAUAGUGAAGGAGAGGAUGAUCCAACCUUUUGUGAAGUAUGUGGCAGAAGUGACCGAGAGGAUCGCCUGCUGCUGUGCGAUGGCUGUGAUGCAGGGUAUCAUAUGGAAUGCCUUAAUCCACCUCUGAGUGAAGUCCCUGUAGAUGAAUGGUUCUGUCCAGCCUGUGUUCCCAUGGGUGUCGAUGCUUCUGCAGAUACAGAUCAUGUGAGUGAAGAAGAGGUUGCUGCACUCAUGGCUGAUGUUACUCCUACCACUAGCAGGCUACGUCCUCAUGUCCGAACCCGAGCUAUAGCCAGGACUCGGCAGAGUGAGCGAGUUAGGGCAACAGUGAAUAGAAACCGAAUCACAACUGCACAGCAAAUUCAGCACGUGCCAAGGUACCUCAUGUCCUCUCUGCUGGAUGAAACAAUUGAGGCAGUUGUAGCAGGCUUAAACACAGCCAUCUACCAACGUCCUCUUACCCUGCAAGCUCCUGCUAGACAGAAGAGAAAAACAGGUAGGAGGAGGAAAGCAGCAGGCAAGAAAAGAACUCAGACAAAAUCUUCUGCUGGGAAGAAAACAUCGGGGACACAGGUGAAGAGACGCAAGCGUUUGAUGAAGAAGAGAAGAGGAAAAAAGAUAAGAGUAAGAUCACGUGUAAAAAACGAGGUUACUGCUCGCUCCCGCAUUGCAAGAACGCUUGGUCUUAGUAAACCUGUGCGUGGGGCCUCACUUCCUUCCAUGCACAAACCAACGGAGCCCUCACUUGGUCUGAUGAGAGCAGAUAUUGGUGCAGCUUCUCUGUCUGUGUUUGGAGACCCGUAUGAAUUGGAUCCUUAUGAAGGUAAUGAAGAGGUUCCAGCAAAUCCAGAUUCACCGCUGAGUGCCAAGAGGAGAGUUCUCUCCCAGUCAGCAUUGAGGUCUCACUGUCCUGUAGCUAGACCUGUUUCUGUGGGACUUCCCAGAAGCAGUGUACCUGCCUUGAGUCCUGAUCAAGAAGCAGAAGCUGCUCCUGUGCCUGAUCUGUUGGGUAGUAUCCUGUCUGGACAAAGCAUCCUCAUGAUGAGUAGUUCUGAUGUGGUUAUCAACAGAGAUGGUUCUCUGACAGCAAAGAAAGCAGCUCCACUUCACAGAAAAUCAGUAAAAGACUCACGAGUGGAUGACGGUUCAGGACAUAACCCCCAGCUGAGUACAGUGCACUCAGGGACCAUGACAGGCAGCUCCAUUUCUGGACCUUCUGUUUCUUCGGGGCUGAAUACUCACUCUAGACCCACCUCAUCAAGCUUAUUUUCAUCACCUUCACCGAACAGGACUGAGCCUGCAGCAAACCCAGCACAGACUACAUCAGAAAAAGCAACUGUAAAAUCGGAGUACUCAGUGACACCCAAGGUUGUUCAGACUACUCACAGCUUAGCUAGCCUGAACAGGCAUGGCUCCAAGCCAGAUGAAAUGCCCAGAUUUAAUGGAAACUCUAAAGACUUUUCACGUACCCAUUCAUCUUCAAAGCCCCUGUGCUGUAACUUGAAUUCUGGCUCAAAAGCUGUAACUGUGAGGCAACCAUUGAAGCCACCUCCCAGAAGAAUUGACAUAUUUGAGCUUCCCAGGAUACCAAAGAUUAAAAAGGAAACCAGCAGCAAGCAGGUGGAUUCAGAACCCACAGGAAGCCAAAGCUGUGACAUUCCCAGCUCCUGUAUAACCCAGCUGACUGGCAAAGAGAGCACUAAUCAGCUGGGGAAGGGUAGCAGGAUGGAAAGUCAGAAGUCAAAUGCCAGGGAAACUCAGCAACAAACACGUACAAGCGGGGUAUCUUUUUCUACCAACGCAGGCAUGUAUAGCAGCUCUUCACUACUGGGCACUUCAAGAAGCAAAGGCUCAAGUUCUUUUGAGAGUUUUAAAAUCAAUAUUCCUGGGAACACAGGACAUUCCAGCAGACUGUCUAACCCAGGAUUCUGUAACACCUUCCGCCCUGUGGAUGAAAAGGUGCAGCAGAAAGAGAGUCCUUCAGCUCUUUUCUCAGUUAAGAAGAAGCAAGUCAAAAGUGAGAUAUAUGAUCCCUUUGAGCCAACUGGGUCAGACUCAAGUUCAACAAGCAGCAGUCCGGAAAGGUUUGGCUCGGGGAUCCCGCUAACGAAUAUUACCAGGACGAUUUCCAUUGAAAAUCCAAAAGUUCAAACAUUUCAAACUGUUCGUCGUUUUACCCCUUACAUGGUAGAAAAUAUCUUUGGAUCUGGGGCUGAAUCUGAUGUACCAUCUAGUAAUACAGAAUCUCAUGAUGAUGUGCCAGUAGAAAGUAGAAUUGUAGAACAGAUUUCUGAUGCAGAGGAACGAGACAAUAUGGAUGAGGAAGACUUUCUGAGCAGUCCUUGCACUUCAUCUGUUGUUAAGCAAGUUUCAAAUGCAGAGCACUUAAAGGAGGAAGGUAGGGAGGGUCCCGAUGUGUUCUUCAAUGCUGAAGAAUUAAUUAGAUCUAAUAUUAAUGUGAAACUAGAACCAGAUAGUUCAUCAAAGAGUGAUGGGCAGCAGAAGGUCCAGAAGGCGGAGCAAACAGAGCGGCGAUCACGUUCCAGAUCCUGUUCAAACUCCAGUUCCCGAAGCAGGAAGAAGGCUAAAAGGAAAAAGGCACUCGUCAAAGAGCGGAAGAGAUCCCGAUCAGGGUCUAGGGGCAGAGCACAUUCAAGGGACCGAAGCUCCAGAUCUACCUCUUGGUCAGGUGGAGAAGAGAGCAGUAAAAUACACACGUUGAAAUCCAAGAGCAGGAGGUCUUCUACUGACCGUUCCAGCAGUCACGAACGAUCUAAAAAAAAGAAAAUGAAGGAUAAAACUAAGGAUAAAAAGGCAAAAUCUUCUUGGUCUAGGGAGAGAAAGAAAUCUAGGUCGCGUUCAGGUAGUCCUGGAAGUAAUUCUGAGUUUUAUGAAAAUAGGAAGAAGAAAAGACGGUCUCGGUCAAGGUCGAGACGGAGGGGUCGUUCCCGAUCAAAUAGUAUUGAGAGGACAAAGAGGCGGAAACACAGGAGAGACAAAAGCUACGAGAGGUAUGAUAAAGACAGUAGCUUGAGGUCAAGAGACAGAAAGAGAUCAAGAUCCAGGUCUCGGGAGAAGAGAAAGUGGAGGUCUCGGUCUCGGUCUGCAUCUCGAUCGCAAGAGCACAAAAGCAGCAAAUCGAAAGAAAAAAGACCACGAUCGAGAUCGCGUUCUAGGGAAAGAAAACGUAAAUCAAAGGAAACCUCGCUUCCUCCUCCACCAGAAAAAGAGCAAAGGCCUCCAGCUGAAAACGUACCCAGCUGUCCAGAGCAAUCUCAUUCCUUCAAACAAGAGCCGAAGGAUGAGCUGGUCCUAGAACAGCUUUCCGUAACCAUCCAACCAGAUGUCAAACUUGAAGAAAUGCAGACUGAGACCCCAGUUCAGCAGAGCGAGGCCCAAGAAACUGCAAAGGCAGAGGCCACCUGUGAGGUGGUGGCGAGUGAAAUUGCGUUCCCUGUGCCAGAGAUCACAAACGUUUGUGUUCCUAUUGGUAAUGUGGAUUCUUUUGCUGAAACAGAAUUAAUGAAUACGAGUGAUCCAGGACUGCUCGGUAGCUGUAGUAAUACAAACCUUGAGAUUACUGUUAAAAUAGAAAAUACUGCGUUAUGUCCACCUCUGAUGGAACCAUCUCCAAAGAAGGAGGUUACAGUGCAUGCUCAGACCGAGGCUGUGCCAGUUCAAAGCUCCUCUCAAACAGCAGAUUGCGUGAGAGAAGUUAAAGAUGAGUGCCUUGUGUCCAAUGAGAAGACCAGUAAUUUCAGUCAGCCUGAACUGGAGGUGGUAUCUCAGGGUCCUGUGUUGAAAUCUAAAGCACCUGUCAAGAGAGUUACUUGGAAUCUUCAAGAAGAAGAAAGUGGUGUGAUGUCUGCUGGAAGAGCGCCAAGGAUGCCGUUUUACAAACUUCAGCGAGCAAAAGAAGGGGUCUGGAAAGCAGAGGACUUGAACCAAACAUUAAAUCAGGUGUACUGUCAAAAUAUACCUUUGACACCACCUCUGCCCUCAAGCCUCCCCCCCUACGCACCUGUCAGCCAGCCCACAGUUCAGUUCAUCAUGCAGGGCAGCCUCCCUGCACUGGGCUGUGUGGCAGGCCAGAGCCUGACUCCGGAGCCAGGCAGCCUGGCUACUGCAUCUGAACCAGGAAUUCAAGCUGCUUCUGUUGGAAAUGAAGAAGAAAAAAUCAAAGCACCAAAACCCGAAGUGGAUAAAACGAAGAAUGAGGAAUACAUGAAGAAGCUUCACAUGCAGGAAAGGGCUGUAGAAGAAGUGAAACUUGCUAUCAAACCCUUUUACCAGAAGAGGGAGAUUACAAAGGAGGAGUACAAGAACAUUCUUCGAAAAGCCGUGCAGAAGAUCUGCCACAGCAAAAGUGGAGAGAUCAACCCUGUGAAGGUAGCUAACCUGGUGAAGGCAUAUGUGGAAAAAUACAAACAUAUGAGGAAGCAUAAGAAGGCUGAUGUUGAAGAUACUCGUGAAGUGGAAAACUGAGAGCAAGCUUGCAGCUGAUGUGACUUGAUUUGAACUUAUUUUGGCUGAGAACAUUGUUCCAGAAGGAAAAACAGAUCUGCAGUAACAUCUCAUCAAAAACCGAUUGCAGAGAAGCAAGUUUAUGAUAGGAUUUAUCUGCUGAACCUGCUUUUGAAUUGUUUCCAUAUGGGAAUGAGCUUGGAGUUUUGUUUUGUUUUGUUUUUUUUUUAUUACCUAUAGAUGUAGAACUCAAUAACAAUCAAAUGCCUCAGACCAGCAGAGUAAUUCCAGGAGAAACAAAGAAGAGAUUUGUGUUUAGGACUCCCGGAUUGCUACAGUUUUCAGGGUUACUUUGAUCACGUUUUUGGGGCUGUGCACCUGUCUUGCUAAAAGUUUGAAACUGGACACCACUUUUCAUAUACAGUAUAUUGAGAGUUAUAUACUGUUUCCCUUGUGUUUAUUUAUCGAAAUAUGGAUUGUCUUUAGGAAUUUCUGAUUUAAUACUUGAAAUGUGGUAUUUUUAGCCUGCUCGAUGGUGAGCGAAGCUUUACUCGCUCUGUCGUCUGGGGAUUGCAGAAAUGAGCUAACCUUUAUAAAUUGACUUCAGAAACACUGCUCGAGGCGUGGUGUUGAUUUUCACUCUGUUGGAAGUAUCUCGUUAGUGAAAAGUUUAAUUUUGGGGAGGGACAUUAUGUUGCACUUCUGUAAAUAAUGCACUGAUGGCUGGUUUUAUGUCUGCCUUUCAGGAAAAAAAUGAAACAAAAAGCAAACGUUGUGAAUUUUCAGUAACAAGCUUGAGGAACAAGAGUGAACUGAUGUACAAAGCAGAAAUGUGACAGAAUUUAUAAAGUUAUUUUGAAUGGUUUUAGUCCUA